Nelumbo nucifera (sacred lotus) is the source of this 701-nucleotide messenger RNA. The record is from RefSeq and is a predicted model, not a curated record. NCBI's taxonomy places the organism in Eukaryota, Viridiplantae, Streptophyta, Magnoliopsida, Proteales, Nelumbonaceae.
UCCAUCUGUUCUUAUACUCUCUCCUUCACUCUCUUUUUUUUUUUCUAUCUAUCUACUUACUUCAACCUCCUUUUCAAUUCUCUUGAAUUCCGAAAUGGCUCUUGGGAAAUCGAACAAGCUACCUCAAACAGCAGUAAUCAAGCAGAUUCUCAAGAGAUGUUCGAGCUUAGGCAAGAAACAAGGCUAUGAUGAAGAAGGUCUUCCCGUCGACGUACCCAAAGGCCACUUUGUAGUAUACGUCGGGGAGAAGAGAAGCAGAUUUAUUGUUCCAAUUUCUUUCCUAACCCAUCCCGAGUUUCAGAGUCUGCUUCAAAGAGCAGAAGAGGAGUUCGGCUUCCAUCACGAAAUGGGUCUUACUAUUCCUUGCGAAGAAGUUGUUUUCCGCUCUCUAACUUCCACGCUCAGAUGAAAGAUUGGGGAGCGGUUUCUUUGGAGAAGAUGGCAAAGACGAAGCUGCAUCGCUGCUUCUCUUUUUUGUAGAAUCUUCUUGCUUCUUCUUCUUCUUCUCAUUCAUCUUUUUUUCUUCCUCUGAUCUUCUGUUAAAAGACCCUGACUCAAGACCCAUGAACAUUUCUGGGUUAGAUUUUGUAUAUUUUAAGAUUUUCCUUACAGCGGUGCUGGUUUGCGCCCUGUGAGAGUACUCAUUAGUCAUUAAUGAAGGAAAAGGUGGCUGAUCCCCGUAUUAGUUAUUACGCUCUCAA